Esox lucius (northern pike) is the source of this 1976-nucleotide messenger RNA. It is a transcript of the gene slc22a2, whose product is annotated as solute carrier family 22 member 2. Lineage: Eukaryota; Metazoa; Chordata; Actinopteri; Esociformes; Esocidae. Gene Ontology annotation, biological process: transmembrane transport. The record is from RefSeq and is a predicted model, not a curated record. Gene Ontology annotation, cellular component: membrane. The transcript has 12 exons. Bases 77 to 1804 code for a protein of 575 amino acids.
AUAACUCAAUCCCUGUACAGACACUAAUGCAGUAUCACAUUCAAUUACUCUGCUUCCGACACCCAACUCUCCAACUAUGACCACUUUUAAUGAAAUCCUGGAAGAGGCAGGGAAUUUUGGUCGUUGCCAAAAGCGUGUAUUUGCUCUGCUGUGUCUGGUAUCAUUGCCUUUUGCUGCUGUCUUUGUGGGCAUCGUUUUCCAGGGGUUCACCCCAGAGCAUUGGUGCCGGGACUCGGGGGUGAGCGAGAUGCGGCAAAGCUGUGGCUGGAACCUGAUGGACACUAGAGAGAUCACUAUCCCUCUGGUCAACACCUCAGGAGUGUUAGUCCACAGCCGAUGUGAGCAGUACGACCUGGACUGGAACGCUACCGGUCUGACGUGUGACCACCCAGGGAUUCACUUUGCUGACACCCAACAGAGCAAAGCUCCCGUUACCUCAUGCAAGGAAGGCUGGGAGUAUGACUAUGAGGGCAGGCGGUCUUUUGUGACUGAGUUUGACCUGGUGUGUGAUCAUGCAUGGGUGGUGGACAUGUUCCAGGCUACACUCAAUGUGGGCUUCCUGGUUGGAAGCAUAACUUUUGGAUACCUGGCUGACAGGUUCGGCCGAAAAGUGAGCUUCUUGGUGUCCAACUUAUUGAAUGGAGUUUCUGGAAUACUUGUAGCGGUGGCUCCAAACUAUACAUCCAUGCUUGUAUUUCGUACAGUCUUUGGAUUUGCUGUGAAGGGUGGCUGGAUGUCUGGAUAUGUGCUUAUCAAUGAAAUAGUCGGAGUAAAGUAUCGGAGGAUGGUAGGUGUUGUUCUACAGAUGUUCUUCAGUGUUGGCAUUCUCAUCCUGACCCUCAUUGCCUACAUUAUCACUGACUGGCGUUGGCUGCAGGUGACCUUCACCGUGCCUUACUUCCUAUUUCUGACCUAUUUCUGGCUGAUCCCAGAGUCUCCAAGAUGGCUUCUCUCCCAGAACAACACAACUAAAGCUAGGAAGAUCACUGAGGCAAUAGCAAAGGAAAAUAAGAGAACCCUCUCAAACAACAUUGAGACCCUGAGAGAUGACAAUGCAGAGACGUCAUCUGCCUCUUUCCUGGAUCUGUUCAGAACACCAAACAUGAGAAAACACACCUUUAUCCUCAUGUUUAACUGGUUUACUAGUGCAGUUGUGUACCAGGGUCUUAUAAUGCGUCUAGGAAUCCUGGGAGGAAAUGUGUACAUUGAUUUCCUGAUCUCUGGGCUGGUGGAGUUCCCUGCCGCCUUCCUAAUCCUCCUCACCAUUGAUCGUAUUGGACGUCGUCUUCCCUUUGCCACAGCUAACAUUGUAGCAGGAGCAUCCUGCAUUAUCACUGCCAUGAUACCUGAGAGCAUGUUCUGGUUCAAAACAGCCGUAGCCUGCAUCGGCCGGUUGGGCAUUACAAUGACUUUCGAAAUGGUGGUGUUUGUGAACACCGAAUUGUACCCUACAUUUGUCAGGAACCUGGGUGUGUCGGUAUGUUCAACUCUGUGUGACAUCGGUGGCAUCGUGGCCCCAUUCCUUCUCUACAGACUGGCUGCCAUCUGGUUGGAGCUGCCACUCAUCAUCUUCGGGGUCCUUGCAUUUGUGGCUGGAGCAUUGGUCUUGUUAUUGCCUGAAACCAGAGGUGUGCCCCUUCCUGAGACGAUCGAUGACAUUGAGUUUCCAGAAAAAUGCAAAGAUAAUGCUCUGAGGAUUAUGGAGCUGAAGAGGAAACAGGCAGUAAACCUCUUGCCCACCAAUAGUGACGUGACAACCAACAAAGACCCUGAAAUGGAACCUGGGUGUGUCGGUGUGCUCUAGCCUGUGUGACAUCGGAGGCAUCGUGGCCCCAUUCCUUCUCUGGUUGGAGCUGCCACUCAUCAUCUUCGGUACAGGAUCAGAUUUUUUUCCCCACCUGUUAUAUAUGUGUAUACACCUGACCUUAUUGCUGUCUUUAACCUUAUGUGUUCAUAUGUUGUGUUGUACCACACAG